UCACGAACGAAACAACACAAUUACAGCGCAUGCGUACCAGUAUCGCUGUCACUACUUUGACUUUAGUUAAAUGUCACGUAGCAUUUAAAUAGAUUUUUAAACAAAUAGUUACCACGGCUUCAGUGCAUUAACAUCUUUGGGACUGAAAUUUAUUAGUUCUCGGAACAGCACGCAAUCCGUAGCAGAUAUCAGUGUCGCUCGUCUUCUUUUGGCUCUGUAGAGACAUGUUUACAUCCCAGACCUCUUCCUUCCAGGAGUCCAUAGACGUGGAAGAAAGGGAUGCAGACUUCGACAACGAAGAGAUCGCCGGAUACAGCCAAAAAAUACAGCAGAUUAACAGCUACUAUGCCAUAUACUACUACCAGAACACAAGAUCUGAGGCUUCUGGAGAGAGUGUGGCCUGGAGCCAGAGGAGAUCAGACUCAACCACAAGUCAGGAAGACUUUAGUCUCACCCUGCUGGACGCCAGCUUGCCAGCCGAGGCCGAGCCGGAGCUACGAAGCUACAUCUCCCGCAGGCUGAGCAAGGGCGCUUUGCUGGGGGGCAUGGGGAACAUUGCCACUGUGGAGCUAAGUGUCCCUGAGCAAGCGGUGGGCUGUUACUGCUGUCUGCUGGAGCAGGAGAAAUCUCCAGAUCAGCCUGAGGCCGACGGUAACGGCUGGGUGGUGUGUCUUCUCGGAGGAUCAGAGAAGGGCCUGAAUCUAUUUAGAAUCGAGCUGGACAAGUACGUCCAGGGUCUGCAGGGCUGUUUGACUCCAGAGAUGCAGAAUUUGGAGACAGAAGUCAGGCCCUACCUGAACCGCUGGUAUGAAGAGUCAGUUAUGCACAUUCACAGAGUGGUCCAGCUGUUGCAGGCGAACGUCGGGUACCUUCUGCAUGCUGCUUUGAGUCACAAGCUUUUCGAGGUCACAGGGACAGAUGAGAAGACAAAAGCAGAUAUAGCAAGAUUUAUCAAAGCAGCAAGCCUGCAGGGUCUAGUUCAGCAAGACACCACUGCAGCCUCCCUCUGUAAAGCCAUUUCAGAGGACUCUCACACCAGUCUGAUCAUCGACUGCUCCACCAGCCCACCCACACUCACCAAUAAAGUCAGUAACCGAUUCUGCGAUGACUGGAUCCAGGCCUUCCUCAAAGCUGCUGAGCGAUUUAACCCUUUCCUUCUCUGCCAAAUCCUGGAGAAUUUUAAACUUAAGGCCAUUCAGGACAUGAACAACCUGAAGCGCUUCAUCCGUCAGGCUGAAAUGAGCCACUACGCUCUGUUCCACUGCUGUCUGUUCCUGCAGAGCUCUGGAAACGGAGACGUGCUGCUGCAGAACGCAUGGGCCGAGCACAGCAGUCUUCCUGAGGCCUGUGGAAUCAUAACUGUGCUGGAGGAGUUCCUCGGGGAGCAUGCGCAGGGCACGCUGUACUGACACCACAGCGAUUCGUAAACACACCUAUCUGAGAGCACCUUGCGAGCAGCCGCCCAGAACUCCAGUUUAACACCCAUAAUCAUAGCAGUGCGGUUUGCAUUUUAAGCAACUUCAACAAACUUGAAUUGAAAACACUAUGUAUAUCUUAGUGUGUAGUGGUUCAGCAGCAAAGGUUGAAAAAGAUUAUUCUGUGAUGCGCUGCUGUAUGUUAAUUUGGGUGCUUAAAAAAUCUCAACUAAAUAGAUCCUAUAAAAUGGACCAAUGAAAAAUGCUUCUGUUUCUGUUUACAUACAUAAUAUAUAUGUGUGUACUUUGUAUAUUUAUUAUGUAUAUAUAAAUAUACAUACAUGCAGUAUAUAUGUUGAAAAUAUAUACAUUUAUUUACAUGUAUAUAUUUAUAUUCAUAUAAUUUAUAUUAUAUAGAGAUAUAUUUAAUAUAUAAACAUGACAUUUUUCUGAAAUAUAUACAUGCAUUUGUGUAUUUAUAUAUACAUAAUAAAUACACACAGUACACACACAUAUAUUAUGUAAACAAAAACUUUUAUUUUGGAUGCGAUUAAUCGCAAUUAAUCGUUUGACAGCACUAGUAUAUAUUAACACAAUACUGUUUAUAUGUGACAACUGAUUCUAGUCUCUGUUGUGUAGCAGUCGUUGUUUUGAAGAUGUGAUUUUUAAAACACAGUCCUGUACAUUUAUUGAAAUAGCAAACUGAAUUAGGAAGCUAGUCACAUAAUCAUGAAGCUCUGUACAAGCCUAUAGCCUAUUAACAGUCUAUUAUAACCUACUGUACUAUGACCUGCAUGGCCCAUUUUAUCGUUUUUUUUUUUUUUUUUUUUUUUUUGUGAUAAAGUGCUUAAUUGGAUGAGCUUAAUUCCUAUAAUGAUUUCUUUGAUUUAUAAUCUUGUUUGCUAUUUCAAAAUGUUUCUUACCAAAGACAAAACUUCUGAUAAUCAUAAAACAGGAUGUAAAUGUAACAGUUAAAAAGAACAGAAUUGUGAGAAAAAUAUCCCUUAAACAUGUAUAUAUAUUGAUCCAGUUGUAAAUGGUGAUAAUGAUUUAGGGUUUGACAUGACUGUACUGUCAAUAAUUUGUUCCAGGAAUAUUUCAUUUGUGUGAAUUUGUAAGGAUGAAAGAAAUGUUCAACACUGCAUUGACUCACUGUUAAUAAUUUAAUUCAUGCAAGAAUUAUAAUAACAUAUUGUAAUUUAGCAUGGGCCAAGUUGUAUUUUAUUCUGUUUUAAUUAAUCCACUUUAAACAUCUCAUGUGAGAUGAAAUAAACCGGGAAAAUAAUCAUAA
Molecule: messenger RNA, 2706 nt
Organism: Cyprinus carpio (common carp)
Lineage: Eukaryota; Metazoa; Chordata; Actinopteri; Cypriniformes; Cyprinidae
Product: protein Njmu-R1-like
Cellular component (GO): trans-Golgi network
Source: RefSeq, a predicted model, not a curated record